AUGAGUAAAGGAGGCCAAACAGCAGAAGAGGAUGUAGAAGUUAGGGAGGAAGUGGAAGAAGUAGAAGAAGAUAGAGAUUGUGAUGGUGAAGAAGGUAAAUCUCUUAUAGUUGGUGGUGGUAAUAUAGUCAAUGUCUUUACAUUUGGGAAAUGA
Cavenderia fasciculata is the source of this 153-nucleotide messenger RNA. RefSeq lists its product as uncharacterized. The coding region runs from base 1 to 153 and encodes 50 amino acids. NCBI's taxonomy places the organism in Eukaryota, Evosea, Eumycetozoa, Acytosteliales, Cavenderiaceae. The transcript is spliced from 2 exons. The record is from RefSeq and is a predicted model, not a curated record.